GCUUGGUGCACCUAACUCAUGACACACUCCUCAAACCUCCACCAGGCUUUCCAACGGAUCAGGACUGAGGAAUAUCACUCUGUAUGAGCCGAGUCCAGACUAGAAUAGCAAGGGAUAUUUAAUAGCUCCCUGAUGCCUGACUACUUGUGACGCUCUGGUGCAAACAUGGCUGGGACCAAGUGCUGCUAUGAGGGGAAGAUUGCUGGCCUCUAUGACUUGGAGCGCACACUGGGCAAGGGCCAUUUUGCUGUGGUCAAGCUGGCCCGGCAUGUCUUCACUGGGGAGAAGGUGGCCGUCAAAGUGAUUGACAAGAGCAAGUUGGAUGUGAGUGCAGCAGGGCAGCUGCUGCAGGAAGUGCGCUGCAUGAAGCUGGUGCAGCACCCCAACGUAGUUCGGCUUUAUGAGGUCAUUGACACCCACUCCAAGCUCUACCUCAUCCUGGAGCUGGGCGAUGGUGGGGACAUGUUUGACCACAUCAUGCGGUAUGAGGGUGGCCUGACCGAGGGGCGUGCCAAGCACUACUUUGCCCAGAUUGUCCAUGCCAUCUCCUACUGCCACAAGCUACAUGUGGUCCAUCGUGAUCUCAAGCCUGAGAACGUGGUUUUCUUCCAAGAGCAGGGUGUGGUCAAGCUCACUGACUUCGGCUUCAGCAACUGCUUCCAGCCUGGCAAGAUGCUCACUACCAGCUGUGGCUCACUGGCCUACUCUGCACCUGAGAUCCUUCUGGGAGAUGAGUACGAUGCCCCUGCUGUAGACAUCUGGAGCUUGGGCGUCAUCCUGUACAUGCUGGUGUGCGGCCAUGCACCCUUCCAGGAGGCCAACGACAGUGAGACACUGACUAUGAUCAUGGACUGUCGCUACACGAUCCCUCCACACGUGUCCUCACAGUGCUCUGAUCUGAUUUCCAGGAUGUUGCAGCGGGAUCCCAAGCAACGCGCCUCACUGGAGCAGAUUGAAACCCACCCAUGGCUGCAGGGUGUGGACCCCUCCCCAGCCAGCCGCUCCUUGCUCCCCCUCACAUCCCACAAGCGGGUGUCUGAAGAGGAGCAUGACAUCAUCAUCCAGGCCAUGACGUGUGGGAACAUUGCUGAUCGAGACACCAUCCAGGAGGCCUUGGAAGCUGAUCGCUACAACCACAUCACAGCCACCUACUUCCUCCUGGCAGAGCGGAUCCUUCGUGAGAAACAGGAGAAGCAGAGCCACAACCUUAGCUUGGUUUACAACCUGGCCCAGCAGGUCCAGAACAGGACCAACUUGUCGGACACAUUCAGCACUGUGGGCAACAGCAGUGACCUUUCACCCUUUAUGGAGACACCAAGCAGUCUUGCAGCUUUCCCCAGUCCUAAGCCCCAACCAGCAACUAAGAGCACUUUGGAAGCAUUUGGAAAGGAUUCUGGGAAAAGUGAAAGGAAGUCCACUUCCUUAUCUACAGUGGAUGGAGAUGAAGUUCCAGCCAGUUUCCAUGGAAAUAAACAGCCAGUCAGAGCAUUGCUCAAGCCCUCCCUGGUUGAUGCCCCCAUUGCCAAGAGCACCCCUGCUUUGCAGCAGAUUUGUGAGGAAGAGGAGGAGGAGGAGGAAGAUGGAAAGCCUGACACAAUAGAAAGGAAAAGCACCUCCUUAAACCAAGAGCAAAUGAGAGAUUUCCAGACCUCCAAGGUCUCCAUACUGUUCUGCCGAGGCACCAUGGUCUAUAGUAAGGGGGACAAGGGCUCUCCUGCGAGGGCCACAAAGCCAGUCCUCUGUGAACCAGCCACAGGGUCUAACGAUCCAUACCAACCUCUCCAGCAGUCAGCAAGCCCAGUGGACAAGAAAGGACCCAGACAAGAGGCAGCAAGCCAAAAUGCAGGUUGGGAAGUCACAGGCAGCAAUCUUAACUUGGGCCUUGGGAAGAAUACCAGUGACCCACUGCUGGUGGGUACCACAGCUGGAGAAGGGGAUGGUGAGCUCUGGAAAGGCAGGCAUGACUUUGAGCCACUGGGAUUUGAAGGAAAGGGUCUGGAAAGGGAUGAGGUUGAAGACAGGUCAGGGAAGCAGGAGGACAACAACAACACCACAAAAAUAGAGGAUGGUGGCACCAUUGAGGAGCUUUCUGAAAAAGCAGAAAAGAUCAUCUACCCACAGAGCAGCAAGGACCUUGGCACCAACUCUACUGGAAGCUGUGGGGUCCAGGAUGGAGGAAGCCUCCAAGCCAUUUUAACUAGGACAUCAGCUCUGGAAGACAAGUCCAGUAAAAUUGAUGGUAUCCCUGAGAUGGGAUCCUCAGACCAGGCAAAGCACUCAGCUGAGAGCUCCUACAAUGAUGGUACUGUGGGCAGUGAAACCAUGGUAGACAAUGUGAUAAAGCUUGAUCCUGGUAAGAACAAGAGCGCGAGCCUGAGGGACAGGAUCAUGCAGUUCCCAUUGUGUGAGAAGGCACUGGCCUUCAAGAUCAGGCCCAGCUCCAAGGACAGCCUCCUUUCCCUGGGACAGUUCAACUGCUGCCAUGUCAUCUAAGUGCUGUACAUAUAUCACCCAUCAUCAAGGGACUGAGCGAGAGAAGGAAAGUGACUGAGAACAGCCCCAAAGCCAGGGGCACGGCAGAUGCAGGACUGCAAGACAUCAUGCUUUCGCCGUUCUUGUUCUCCUCCAUUUCUUCAUUCUUGUACUCUCCUAGAGCAGCUGCUCUCCUAGUUCCAUUGGGCUGAAAACCGUGCUCCACCUGCUUGUCCUUCCUUUGCCUAGGAUUCCUGCACUGAAAACACUUUGAGCUCUUGGCACCCCAGCACCGAGAACACAGUACAGAGUUCAGGACCAUCUGCUUGGCUGACCCUGUCUUUACACACUGCUGCCAGCCCGCUCCAACCUGGUGCAGCUACUCUGUGAUCUCCUGGGGCAGGAUCUGUCAGUACAGCCUAUUGGGGAAGGGGUCUGCUCAGGUACUUCUCUAGGCAGUAGGCAAGGCAGUCUUGGUUUAGGGACAGCUCACAGACUCCUGCAAGUAUAGCCCUUGUGAUCUCUGCAAAGGUUGCUUUGAUGCCCCCUGCUUGGCAGAAGGCAGCAGCACUCACUGUCACAUACACAGGCUGGAAUUUGCAAAGGGACGAAGGCAGGAGGAAUGUUCAGCUCAGUGUCUGGCUGUGUUCAGCUCCUUCAGGAACCCUAGGUCUGCUCUCAGACAAGCUUGGCCAAGUAGGAGGCAACUUUGAGGGCACUGGCUCAUAGUAAACACCACAGCUGCUGCAGGGUACAUUUCAGUAUGCAUGGGCCACUGGCCAUACUUGUCCAGUCCUGAACCAUAGGUCUGGAGUCUGAGCUCAGGUAGAAUUCAGAAUCCAUUCCCCACUCGGACUUGGGUAGCCCAGCCUGUGAGCCUCUAGGGACUGAUUCAGGGGCAGCUGCACACUUCCCUGGGACCACUCCUUCUGCUCUUGAGGUGUGGGUUAAUCUAGGCCAGUUACCAAAGGUUUAAAAGUAGAAGGCAAUACCCCAUUCCUGUGAGAAGCCUGCCUGUGUUCCUUGCUCCAUCAUAGCCAAACACCAGAGUCAGGCUUGCGCGUCCCCUGCGUUUCAGAGUCAUUUUGCUCCCUCAGGGCUGAAAGGAUGCAAAGGGAUUCCACCGCACCCUGGAGAAUGCCCCCAGUAUAGGGGCUGCUCCACCAGGAACAGAGCCAUCUCCAACCACCCCAUGUGACCACCAGGCAGGUUCAGGAUAAUCCUACACUCAGGCUCCCUUCAGCAGCCACAACACCCAAAAGACCAUAGCAGCUGGAGUGCAGGUUAUGGCAAACCCCCAGGGUUGCCUUUCCCUGCUCCAAGACUGGACCUGGCCCUAGUGGCUACAGGACAUAGGAGAUAAAGCCACCUCUACUUGGUCUCUGUGCUGGGGGCUUUGUCCCCACAACUCCUUUGGAGAUGGCAAGUACUGUGGGAGAACCAAAUCCUGCUUACAGCGUGUACCCUUGGAGCACUGCUAAAGCCUCCACACCUCUGCACACAGCCAGGGAACCAAUUCCAAGGUUCUCAGCAAGAUCAGCCCUACUCUCUGCCAUCAAGGGCAGCUGUGAAACCACUUUCUAGCAAGGGAGGGAAGGAGUACCUGAUGGAAUCCGCAUGGCAGUACCUGCCCCUUUAAGAGGGCACUGGCAGUACAAGAAGGCUGUCAGUGUGUGUGGCAGGGGACCCAACCAACUGUGCUGUAGGACAGGGCCUCUGCUCUGUGGCUGGCAGCAACCAGGUGUCAGCAUCAUAGUUGUUGCUGGGCCUUGCCUGCUAGAGAGGGUGCUAGGUGAGAAGAGCCUGGCCUAGCUGGGGGAGGAGACAUACUAGUCUAGGUAGUAAUGAUGCCAGACACAGAGGUCCUGCAUGAGUCUAGGCAUGCAUCCCUCUUCUUUUUCUGUAAAAGCCAGACAAUGCCCUGAAAGCUCAAAAUCCCACAGUCCAGUGGGUGCUUUGGGCACAUCUUGGUGUCUAGGCAGCCAGCAGCCCCCUCUGCCCUUCUGGCUUGGGAGGGGGUUUUUAUAACUAUUAGAAAUAUUUUUUUUAAAAUAGUCUAUUUUAAUGUAAUUUAAAUAGAGAUCAUUAUAUGCCCCCACCCCCUGCCCCUGCCUGAGCACUCUUGGGGCAAUGGACUGCGCUUCCUGCACCAAACAUGCAUGGCCUCCAGAGCUUCUGGGUGCCUGACCAUUUCCCGUCCCACCUCAUAUAGAACCACCCUGUUUGUGCAGUCUGAGUGGCAAUUCAGAGGGGGGCAACUGCUUAUCUGUCUGCACAGUAUCACGCACACUUCUGGUGACUCAACAGGUUAGGAACAGGAGCUGGGAGUGCAUGCUUGUGGCGGUGGGUGUGUGUGUGUCACGCACAAACACAUGUACACACAUAUAAGGUGCACAGUCUAGUCUGUUUCCUCCAGGCACCCCUGCAAUGAUAAGCUUUCUAUUUAUUAUCUCUGUGUUUUCUUGCUGGCAAGAAAUGAAUUGUGAAUAAAGUCUGACUCCAGAGCUCACUCCCAAGUUCUGAACAAUGUGCACUGAAUGGAUCGGGUCCAAUUAGAAAGAAAAGCAAUUCGGUCCAAUAAAAUAAGCUCCUAAUUUCAAACCAGUUUCUCUGUUUCCUUUACUGGGCUCCCAAGGAGGAAGGAGAACAGCAUGUAGUAUUUUAGGUAGUGGCGCGAAGAUGUUGUAGCCAUUUUAUCCAGUUGCCCUUUGCCAAGAAUUAACACAGGUCAGAGCCCACCUGGUAUGUAUGCUGUUGGAGGAAAAAAUAGGUGACAUGAAAUCUAGACAUAUUUUUAGUGCAAACUGUUUCUUUGCAACAUUUGCACCAGCCCUAGGACAGAAAUAAUCACAACAUACAGCCCGUUUUUCCUGGUAUCCCAGCACAUACAUCAAUCCCCUGUUUUCCUAGAGCAAUACCUUUAGGAUUGAUUCAAGGAGAAAGAUUAGAAAAAGCACAAAUGCCCAAGCUGCUUGCAAGAGCCUCCUGUAAAAGGAAUAAGAUCACAAAAUUCAAACAAUGUUUUGUGACAUGCUUACCCCCUGAAGAAAGAAACCUGUUCAGCCCUAUGUAAUAGUGUCCCUAGUGACCCACCGUAAUGGAAGGUUCUAUGUUCCAAAAAUGAGCUGGGCAGGUAGAGAGAAAAAAGACUUGUCAAACAGCCUCAUGGAGGAUGUUGUACUCCAGUGUCUGCAGCUGGAGCCUCCUCCACCAGCCAGCUCUAAGGUUUCCAGGUCCCCUUUGCACUUUUCUGUCUCUUUUGCCCAGAGUAAUUGGGCUGGGGAACUCCUCCCCCACCUCCACUUUCUGCAAAUUUGUGCUAAAGCAUGAACCCACAGAUUUCUCUAAACUAAUCAGGAGCCUUCACUACAUAUUUCCUAGCUCUAGGAAGGGAGUGUGAGGUGCAACACUUUGACUGGAUUAACAGACUUUAAGGUGGAUGGAAAGCUGGCUGGAUUGUCAGGCUCAGCAGGUAGUAAUCGAUGGCUCAAUGUCUAGGUGGCAGCCAGUAUCAAAUGGAGUGCCGCAGGGGUCAGUCCUGGGACUGGUUUUGUUCAAUGUCUUCAUCAGUGACCUGGAAGAUGGCAUAGAAUGCACCCUCAGCAAGUUCACAGGUGACACCAAGAUGGAGGAGUGUAGUAGAUACGCAGAGGGGUAGGUCUAGGAUUUGGACUGACCUAGACAAAUUGGAGGAUUGGGCCAAAAAAAAUCUCAUGAGAUUCAACAAGGACAAGUGCAACGUCC
Messenger RNA from Alligator sinensis (Chinese alligator), 6216 nucleotides. Its product is annotated as SNF-related serine/threonine-protein kinase-like. The coding region runs from base 166 to 2493 and encodes 775 amino acids. Gene Ontology annotation, cellular component: cytoplasm. Lineage: Eukaryota; Metazoa; Chordata; Crocodylia; Alligatoridae. The record is from RefSeq and is a predicted model, not a curated record. The transcript is spliced from 6 exons. Gene Ontology annotation, biological process: protein phosphorylation; microtubule cytoskeleton organization; intracellular signal transduction. Gene Ontology annotation, molecular function: tau-protein kinase activity; protein serine/threonine kinase activity; ATP binding.